UUAAGCGGUAGACGGUGCACACGAAAAAUCGCAUCAGGCACAUAGCUAACCGCAACAAGCUAACUUUAGAGAAAAAAAGAAGUGAGUAGAACAAGCAAAAGCAAAUAAAACAAAAAUGCCGGUGGUAUUGUAAACGCACAACACCAACAACAAUACUACAUUUUCUAACUAAUACUCUGGUACAACUCGGGUUAGUUGGCCUAAACUCAAUACACUAACGCGCGCUGUUCACAUCAUUCCUUUGCUGAACUUCCCAGUCGAAGAACAAAUUUUUAAUUUCCGGUCGCGCGUACUCAACGUUCGUUCGUCUCGAGGCAUUUUGCAACGUCUCUGUAGUAAUCGGGGAAAUAGUCGGCGCGCGUGUUUUCUUUGUUUAUUCGUUACGCGUUGUGCCGCGCCCGUUCAGUGUCAUUGUCAGCAGCGCCCAUUGUUGUUAUCACUGUCAGUGUUAGUGUCAACGCCGCUAAUCCGCUGUGCGCGUCGUGUUUUCAAUUUCGAAUAACAACAACAAACAAUCAAGGGAUUAAUAAGGAAAGCAAGGAAAAAAUAAAUAAAAAAGAAGUAAAAAAUACAAAAAAAAAUUUUAAAAUUAAAAAUUGCGCCACAAGCAAAUAUCUAGUAUUGGCGAUGAUAAGACAUACAUAUGUAUAUACACGUAUGAUUUAAUCAAAUGCAGAGCAAAAUUUAAUACCCUUAAAGCGUAUUUUUCCCACCAUAAGAUUGGCUUAACAAAUAAAAUACUUUUCUGCCAUGCUGCAUAACUGGCAUUUAUAUCCAAUUCCCGUAUAAACACCGCACUGUAAUCACUGCUCGUUUUGCUUAUUAAGUGUUUUGCAACUUUACCUGUCACAAAACCAGCCAACUGCCACUCGACAGCUACGCGCGUUACCGUUACUGCUGCUGUCACGCAAGCAUAUUAAUGAGUUGUCAAACGCGCUUAUGCUCCCACUGCCCAACAACAAAAACAAUAAGUACACAAGCCAAUCCUACUAACUAACACUUCCUGCCAGUGCACACAAAUCCGCAUUCAGCGCGACUUCAUUUGCGAGCAGGGAUUGCAUGACCGCGCUUUGCGCUUACCGACUUGUUGUCGUGGUCGCGUUGGCCGCGUCGUUCAUGCCUCAUUAGUGUGUCAUAAAAAGUUGCUGUUGUCAUAUUGUUACUGCGGUUUCAACAACAAAAACAACAAAAAAAAAACAAAUCGAGUUGACGCGCGCUAACAAUAGCGUCGUAUUAAAAGGAUUAGAAGAGUGUUGAAAGUCUCGAAAUACAACGCCUAGUCGCGCGGCAUGCAAAAGGACACUAGCAAAUAAAUGCUUUUGUCCUUAUCAGCUACAACGUGUGCACUUAAAAGUAUAUAGGUGUGUGUAUUUAAAAGUGUUAGCUGAGAAACAACACUGAGCCGAGCCGAAGUGUCUGUGAGUGGUAAAUUAUUAAAAAAGCUGAAAAAACUAAAUUGAAGUGGUAGACUAGCAGGCGGGCAACCCAGCCGUCGUUGUUAAGGCUAGUUGAAAUAUUAUCCAGCGAAAUUGCUGAAAAUGCUAAAUCACCGGGAUAAGUGCGUUUAAGUAAAAACGUAAAAUAACGGCAGCAACAACAAUCACAAAUCACAAAAACAGCAUCUACAAAGAACUAUUUUUUAUGCCGGGCGACCCUAAUCCAAGCGCUCAACGACACAACGCUCAGUAACCCCCGCACCUAGCCCCCUCUUUUGUAUACGGCUCCGUUUUCAGUAGUCACUUGAUUGUGUUAGUCCUUUGCCAGUUCUUGUGUCUGUCAGCGCGCUUCAACAAGAGUACAAUAAGCGCUAAAAAGGCCCCAAACGCGCAUACACAAAUAAACAUAUAAAUAAAUAAAAGUGAAUACGAAAAUUCAAGUAUGUGAAGCUGAGCCGCACGUAAGUGUGUUUGCGUGCGAGCGCCUAGGUGAUAUGUGUAUUGUUGCGCAUAUGUAAUUUUGUAUCGCACUUGGCCUUUACGUGCUUAAGCCCACCCACAAACCACCUCUGCUUGCGUAGUGAAACGUGUAAAUCGUGAGCGUGUCGAAUUACCAAAAAAGGAUAUAUUACAUUAUACACUUAUAACGGUAUAUGCGAAAUGUCCUUGUCGUAGGAUAUCAUUUCACAUCAAUUUCGGUGUCGAGCAACUUUCCAACGGCAAGCGUUAGCGCUCCAACUACGUUGCGCUGUGCCCACCAACAGCAAUUUCACCGAUGGCCCAGUUGCCAGCGAGUCUGCGAGACAGCCAGUCUAGCGCAUAAGCUCCUCAACUAUUCAACUGUGCUCAAGCCGGCGACCGCAACACCAUUUAAGCUGAUUGCAUUUUGAUAAAAGUUUACACGUAAAUGAAGGUGAAAGGGUAGACAGUGACAGAGAAAAUCGCAAAUCGAAAAAGGCAUGUCAAAUGCAUAUGUGACACACCGAAAAUAAAGGUACUCGUAUUUGUGGGUAUGUAAAUGUAAAAAGGGAUAAGAAAUUAAUAGAAAAAAUGGUCGAAAAGCAAGCCGCCAUGUAGAGAAAUCAAAAUAGAGGAUACUAAGAACACAUUGUAGAAAAAAAAUAAAAGCCAGAAAAUUUAUAUGAAAAAUACUGUACUCGAGAUUCAACGGGCACGCCGUCAAGCAUCACCCACAAGGACACAAACACAAUGAAAACUGGUUGAUAGCUUCACGCUCUCUUCUGCCGCCGACAGAGAAAUGGCAGCUGACGACUGUUGCUUGGCCGAAUAUGCGACUACUAACUGCCAGACAAGUGCAAAAACAACUAGAAUAACAAAAUUGUCAAAAAAAAGAAACACAAAACAGCAGCCAUAUCUACAACCAACAGCACAACCUCCUCAACACUUGUCAACGAACCACAGCUGUGGCUGUAGCAACUGCAAAAGCAUCAACGAAUACAACUGUGGAGACAAAUGCUGUAACUGGAAUAACCAGCAGAACAACAUUGAGCCGCAUUAAACCACACUGCCGACGCCGUCCACGCCACAGACAUUGCCGCAGGCGUUGCAUACUUUGAGGAGUAGCAGAUAAAGUGCGGCGGGAAGCAUUGCAAUCACUGCUCGAUACGGCUGUUGAUUGUGCGACGCUUAUGGUGAAAGUGCUGGUCAACGACCAACAAGCAAUACAGGCACAAAACAACAAUAAAAACAAGCGCAAAUAGUGAAAAAAUUAAGAGUGUGAAAGAAUCAAAUCAAAGUCCUUGGGCAGGCAAUACGAGCGCAUUGAAAUUGGAAUUGACUAGUUGCUAGAAGCAGUGAAUUGUCUGUUGGUGUCGCGUUGCUGUUGUUGCUUGGCCAGUCACUGAACUCAGCUGUCCUGCAUCAGCGCGACUUUUUUGUUGUUUGUGUUACUUUUUCGUUUUUUUUGUAUUGCAUCAAGUAAGCAAGCAGCACAUCCUUUUUCCCGCCUGCCACAACAACGACUAGCAGAGUGGACAUUGCAAGAGCAAGCAAAUUGGCAAGAACACGAGCGCAAAAAAUAGGCAGUAAAAGCAAAAAGGCACGACAAAUCAACGCAAAGUACAUCGCAACAAAAAAUAAAAAAGUCACGAAUAACGCAACGAAAAUAUUCUACGAACAACUGCCAUCAAGAGACAUUCUGCGUUUCUCUUCAAUUUUUAUUGGCUCACUAUCGUUCGUCGCUUUUAAAUUGACUUUGAAACAACUUUUCGCUCAACAUACGUUUGUAUUCCUCCUCUACUUUGGCCUUGCCAUCAGCCUCCUGUCGCUGCCAUCUGCUAAAACUCUGUUGAGUAUUGUAUAAAUCCCAGAACCGCACCGCUAUCCAACACCUCUAGCAACAGUAGGAACAUCGAGAUGGCGUCAAAAUUUUGGUUGACUGUUUGGUGUGCGCUAGUUAGCUGGUUUCCGCUGCUGGCCAACGGUUACCUGAACGUCUUCAUUAGCCACCGCGAAGUCAUUAAAUUGAUGGGCCUGGAAGCGGACUUGUUCUACGUGCAUGAGGGUGCCAUCAACACAUACGCCAUGCAUUUCACGGUGCCGGUGCCAGCAGAUGUACAUGAUUUAGAGUUCUCGUGGCAGAGUUUGACCACGUACCCGCUGCCCUAUACUAUCACGAUCGACUAUGAGCACGACCAGUCCGCGUUAGCAGCGCCCACGCUCAGCAUACCCGACAAGGGAUAUGUGCCUCAGCAAAUUGAAACGUUUCUGGUGCAUUUGCCGUGCACGGGGAAUGGCAAUAUGGAGGUGCCGCUUGUCGUCAAUAUGUUGGUGAGCGGUCCGCCGCGCACUAAUGACACCAAAUUGCAUUUUAAACGGAAUAAAAUCUGCCUCAAAGGUUUAUUUCCCGCCCCGAAUCAGUCAGCAGCGCCCGCUCAAGCGCCCUCGCCGGGUCAUGCGUUGCUGGGUGCCGCGGCCUGUGCAUUAGGCCUGGUGCUGGUUGUUGGGCUGAUUGCGUCGGCUAUGUAUGUGCGCGCACGCAAGCAGAUACGUCAGGACUCAUUGCAUACCAGCUUCACCACCGCCGCUUACGGCAGCCAUCAGAACGUUUUCAUACGCUUAGAUCCUUUGGGACGUCCACCCAGCGCGAACAGUGGUUCCUAUGCGACUAUCGCCAGCCUGAAUAAGUACCCUUCGGAGUCGAAGAAAUCUUGCAACAUAUUCGACAGAUUUCGCAGUUCGACGCCAACACCCUCCCCCUAUGCGACCGCCUUACUACCCGUGGGCAGCGAUCAAAUGGCUGAUACAAUUUACUCUAAGCCGGAAUCGAUUUGUCCCUCGAGAAUAUCCUAUUAUGCCUCGUCGCAGCUAACGCAGGUUUACAGCAUGUCCACACCGAAGAGCAGUCGCGGUGGCGGCAAUGGCAGCAUUUUCGGUGGCGCUAGCUCCUCGGCUGGUAGUGGCAGUGAUCCAAAAGAGAAACUCCGACGAAUUCCUAAUGUACAGCCGGGUACACUUAUGUGCCAGCAUCUCAUCAAGGAGGGUACUUAUGGGCGCAUCUACGCUGGCAAUUUAGGUGACUCCUGCGAUGUAAUUAUCAAAACGGUCGUCGAUGGUGCUUCACUCACACAGGUUGCUUGUUUGCUGCAAGAGGCUUCAACGCUGAUCGGUGUAAGUCAUCAGAAUAUACUGACACCUUUAUUGGCGAACACCGAACUGCCAGGGCCGCCCGAGAUUGCAUAUCCCUAUCCGUCCAAGGGCAAUCUGAAAAUUUUCUUACAGAAGUCGCGUGAAUUGAAUUCGCCACUCAGCACCCGCCAGCUAGUCGAGUUCGGUUUGCAUGUAACCAAAGGACUGGCGCACUUGCACUCGUUGGGUAUUAUUCACCGCGAUAUUGCAACGCGUAACUGCUAUCUCGAUAUUGAUUCCUAUGUGAAAAUUUGUGAUAGCGCUUUGUCGCGCGAUCUUUUUCCCGACGAUUAUCACUGCCUGGGUGACAAUGAGAAUCGUCCGCUCAAAUGGAUGGCCUUGGAGUCCUUACAGAAAAAGUACUUUAACACUUACAGUGACAUUUGGACUUUGGGUGUACUUUUCUGGGAGUUGGCUACCUUGGCGCUUACUCCUUUUGAAGAGGUAGACAUUUUUGAGUUGAGCGCAUACCUCUCGGAUGGUUUUCGGCUGGGCCAACCUAUCAACUGUCCUGAUGAAUUUUUCACGGUGAUGUCCUGUUGCUGGCUGGAGGAUCCCAAACAACGGCCCUCAUUCCCCCAACUACUCGCAUACUUACAAGAUUUUCAUGAAGAUCUUGGCAAGUAUAUAUAAAUACCACUGGGAUCAAGAGGCGACCAGCACAGAAGCUACGGUUCGAAUUCGGAAGGACAAUGCACUCGGAAAAUUUCAAAUAUGUAUGUAAAUAGCUUAACAGUCAGUUAAUAAAAUAUAGAAAAAUCUAUCAAAUCG
Anastrepha ludens (Mexican fruit fly) is the source of this 5855-nucleotide messenger RNA. RefSeq names its product tyrosine-protein kinase Dnt (gene Drl-2). Gene Ontology annotation, biological process: cell surface receptor protein tyrosine kinase signaling pathway; positive regulation of kinase activity; axonogenesis. The coding region runs from base 3813 to 5717 and encodes 634 amino acids. Gene Ontology annotation, cellular component: signaling receptor complex. The transcript is spliced from 11 exons. The record is from RefSeq and is a predicted model, not a curated record. Gene Ontology annotation, molecular function: ATP binding; protein tyrosine kinase activity. NCBI's taxonomy places the organism in Eukaryota, Metazoa, Arthropoda, Insecta, Diptera, Tephritidae.